GGGGUUGGGGAAAUGUUGGAGGAAAGGCUGUGUGUUUACUUCCGGCCACCCUGAGAGUGAGAGCGAGAGUGUCUGUGUGUGUCACUCACUCGCUCCGGCUGGUUGGCUGAAGAGACCCGGCGGGCGCUGCCUGGGGGGCGGGAACCCGGCGGAGCCGUCCGGAGGAAGAGAGGGCGCAAAGUGGGAGAAGGUCCGGUUUGGGACAGGCACCCAUGAGCCAUCCCAGAGGCCGGAGGGGGCGGUGAGAAGAGGAGCUCGGACAAGCGGGCAGGCAGGGACACAGCCCGAGCCGCCUGCUUGCUUGUUCGCCCGGCCCAGCACCGCGGAGGCGCAAAGCAGCAGGCGGCGUCAUGGACUGGCUCAUGGGGAAAUCCAAGGGGAAACCGAAUGGUAAAAAGCCAGCACCAGAAGAAAAGAAACUUUACCUAGAGCCAGAAUACACGAAGUCCAGAAUUACUGACUUUGAAUUCAAAGAGUUAGUAAUGUUACCACGUGAAAUAGACCUUAAUGAGUGGUUAGCCAGCAAUACAACAACCUUUUUCCACCACAUCAAUUUACAGUAUAGUACAAUCUCUGAAUUUUGUACAGGAGAGUCGUGUCAGACCAUGGCGGUGUGCAAUACACAAUACUACUGGUAUGAUGAGAGGGGAAAGAAGAUCAAGUGUACUGCUCCUCAGUAUGUUGACUUCGUCAUGAGUUCUGUGCAGAAGCUAGUGACUGAUGAGGAUGUCUUUCCUACAAAAUAUGGCAAGGAAUUCCCCAACUCCUUUGAAUCCUUAGUGAAGAAGAUCUGCAAGUACCUGUUCCAUGUGCUGGCCCACAUCUAUUCCUCACACUUUAAGGAAACGCUGGCACUGGAGCUGCAUGGACAUCUGAACACACUCUACAUUCACUUCAUCUUAUUCAUCAGGGAGUUCAACCUGGUAGACCCUAAAGAAACCACCAUCAUGGAUGACCUCACGGAGGUCCUCUGUAGCAGCAGUGGGAGCAGCAGCAGUAAUGGGAGCGGCAAUGGUAGUGGUGGCAGCAGCAGCAGUGGCAGCAGCACAGGAGCACAGAACCACGUGAAGGAGAGAUGAGUCUUCCCAACAGGAGCAAAACUAAUGCUAACUUUUUUUAAAAAAAUACUCUUAUAUGUGUGUAUGUGUAUGUAUAUGUGCAUAUGUGUAUAUAUAUAUACAGACAUACACAGCCAUGACAGUUUAAGCAAUUAUGCUGCCACCACAGGACAUGUAGACAUAUGAGACUGUAUGGAGCUUUUGUUAAAUGCAUCAUCCUUGGCGAAAAGUUGCACCAGUUCUAUUUUAUUGUUUCCUGCUCCCCGCUUCCUUUCCCCCCUCCCUUAUCAGAGGGAUGAUGAGUGCUGUUUUAGAGAAGAACCACAUUUUUUCUUAGUUGGGCCACUGCCUUGGGUUUUUUUUUCGUUCUGCCCACUUCCCCUCCACUUUGAGGGGUGGGGGUCUUUGAGUGCAAGUCCCUUUCUGUAUGUCUGUCUUUCUCUCUCUCUAGGAUGGUGGUACUGCCAUUUUAAAAAUGUUAUAAGAAGUGACUUUUACUUGUGAAGUGGCUUAAGAUGCAGGUAUUUUGUUGGUUUCGGGGGGAGGGUUGGGAUUUGUCUUUUCGUUUUUACUUAAACUGAUCCUAUUUCUUUUCCCUCCCCUCGGACCUUUUGCAUCUAGCCCUUUGCUGGCUUGUAAUAGGAAGAAAAGUGUUUUGGCUCAACUAGAGUAGCAAUAAAGCUUCCAGCGCACUUAAGGGAUGUGGUUCUUCAAUCUACCUGGUCUCAACAUGUGAACCUUGAAAGAACAUCUACAAACAUCAGUUGCUUAUUGCUUCUAGGUUCUCUGCCCAGCUCUUUGGCUCCUCCUUUGCCAGACAUAAAUCCAAGAACAAAAAUAGGGAAAGGAUUGGAGACCAAAAUCACUGGUAAAAGCCUCAACCAUUUAUUUUGUGUUGAAUUGGAAGCCUGAGGCAGGAUGGAAAUGAGCACACAGUCCAUCACCACCUGUGCUAGAGAGAUGGCUGUUGGCAUAUAAUUAUAUUGUUGGCUUAUUUUAGUUCAUCUGUCCGAUAAUAAUAAUAAAAAAUUCUAUCAGGCAUAA
This is a messenger RNA of Hemicordylus capensis (graceful crag lizard), 2102 nucleotides long. It is a transcript of the gene MOB2, whose product is annotated as MOB kinase activator 2. NCBI's taxonomy places the organism in Eukaryota, Metazoa, Chordata, Lepidosauria, Squamata, Cordylidae. The transcript is spliced from 5 exons. Bases 351 to 1079 code for a protein of 242 amino acids. Gene Ontology annotation, biological process: signal transduction; positive regulation of protein phosphorylation. Gene Ontology annotation, molecular function: protein kinase activator activity. The record is from RefSeq and is a predicted model, not a curated record. Gene Ontology annotation, cellular component: cytoplasm; nucleus.